CUAGCAAGGGAAGCGGUCGGAUGUCUGGGCCCAUCGGAAAGGAGACCCCGCUGCAGGUUUAACUGGUAAUUGUUUUUGACGAUCCAUACGAACAGCUUAAACCGAUGCCCAUAUCGGCGAUACGUGGCAGUCUCCGCAUUUGUGUUGACAUCCGCCGUACGCGGGGUUAAUAAAAGGACCAGUAGGUCUGUCUAAUUCAGGCAAGUAGACAGACCUACCCUACCUAUCGGGUGUCAGUCUUUCGAGUCGGCGACGCGUCGAACUAGCUUCCGGCGUCAACGGCGAGAUAGAAUGCUAACAAUCCGACGUCUCAGAAUUAUUUGUGCCUGCCUGUUCAAGUUGGACGCUUCGCAUGUCCGGAAGCUGUAGAAUAAGAAUAUCGGCCAGAUGUUGGCGUCAUGCUUUCUAUUCUCUUCCCUUUGCUCGUCGACUAUUGAUUUAGGAUCUAACUUCGGAUCUCGACUCGCAGCUUGAUUGCAUCAUGGCUUCCUCUCCUUGGAUCCCGACCAGUCAAGAGGUGUAUUAUGCGAUGCCGUCCUCAAGUCGCACCAGUACGACGCAACCCUCUCGUCGACCUCGGUCACCUGUCUCCUUGUUCGCUGCGCCAGACAUGGGCCAGCCAAAGCAGCCUAAACCGCUGGUAAAAAUUGAGAAGAAACCCAAGAAGAAGAAGACAAAGGCACCCCCCGUUGUCGCGUUCUCUGACACGUCUUCAUGCCAAUCAUCUCCAACAUCGUUUUCCCGGAGUUCGCACUCUGCGUCUCUCUCAUCGAUGUCAAGCCGCGCCCCAUCAUUAUGCACAACGCACUCCUCUCGGUCCUCCAUUUCUCUUAAACCCUUCUUGCGUCGUAUUGGCAUUCGACGCAAAAGAUCUGCUACGUCUUCAUUGCCGCCAGAUGACAUCCCCCCAGUCCCUCCGUGUCUAAUCAUACCAAUCAAAGAACAGACACUAGUAGUGGGGCAGAAGAUCAUUUCCUCGUAUCCGUCUACCGGAUCAUCCUCGGAUAGUUCCUCCACAUAUUCUCGCCCGUCGCCCAUUAUCGUCGACGCAGCGAUGCCUCUGAAGAGGCCAAUUACAGCCCCGCCAUCGCCCUCCGACUCAAUCCAAAGGAUUGUACCAGAACCGUGGUUAGCUCACGCACCACCCUCGAUUAACCAUCUUCCGAAGCGAUCUGCCUUAGGGACUGCGAACGGUCAUCGCCCAACCCUCUCACGCCAAUGUUCUUACGACUCUUCCCUUUCCUACGGAGACACGCCCUGCCAUUCUCAUCGUCGUUCUUUGUCAUAUGAUUCCUCUCCGCUACGCACUCAAUCUAUUCAAUCCACGCUCCUUUCACCCUCGAAUAUGCAUCCACCUUCUUCUGUGUUAGAGAGACGCAAUCGCAACGUCCGAAAUCUCUGCAUCGCAACAACCAACUCUCAGGCUUCGCAGCCGGAGCCGCCUCUCAGCCCACUGAAGUUUUCUCCACGAAGUCCGGAUUCUCCGCUCUUCUUCAGAAGGGCACCAGACGGAGAUGGGAAGCUUAGGCGUCCUAAGAGCCGUCCUUCCUGCUUCCACCCCGUCCUGAUUCGCCAUUCAUCCAUAGCUUUCAGGACUCGAGUUCUUUCGUCAGCUGGGGUGAACCCACGCAGGGCUGGAGCGGGGAAUGGAACGUAGAUAAUAUGCAGGAUGUCAUCAAGAUGCUACGGAACCUACGAUGAACGUGGUGAUGCUGUGAUUUUUUUCCCUUGGGAUUUUGUACAUGCUCAAUACACGAUGUUGUAACGUUCAUA
Guyanagaster necrorhizus is the source of this 1773-nucleotide messenger RNA. RefSeq lists its product as uncharacterized. The record is from RefSeq and is a predicted model, not a curated record. Lineage: Eukaryota; Fungi; Basidiomycota; Agaricomycetes; Agaricales; Physalacriaceae. The transcript is spliced from 4 exons. The coding region runs from base 482 to 1657 and encodes 391 amino acids.